AUGGAACAGGUUUAUGCAGGUUUGAAAAUGGAACUUGAACUUGAAUGUUUGUCCAUUUCUUUCUUGUUGAUAUAUGAAGACUUUGUUUGUGGAUCUUUAUUUGAAAUAUACGAAACUAGAUGUCAACGAAGUCCAGUGCCUUUAGCCAUACCCGUUUCGUAUGGUGGCUUCCAGGGUGGAAUCGGAACAAGUUGGUCAGUAAUCGGUAAAGGAGGUGAAACUAUCAAAAAUAUGCAAGCCAGGACUAGGGCUCAGGUGAUACCUCUGCAUCUGCCCCCUGGCAAUACAUCAACAGAAUGGACGGUACAGAUAGAUGGGUCUAGUGAACAGAUUGAAAGCGCAAAACAAUUGUUUAUGGGGAAAGAAAUAUACGAACAUGUGGAGGCUGAUGAAGUCAGAGCAGAAUGGGCGAUUGGUAUUGUUCCUACUUCCUUGGGUACUUUAACUUCCCUUCGGUCACUGUACCUUCGCAAAAAUAAUCUCAAUGGAACAAUUCCAAUAUCAUUAAAGAAUUGUUCAGAGUUGCUAGUGCUUGAUAUUGGGGAAAAUGAGCUUGCCGGAAAUGUUGCAUCAUGGAUUGGAGAAGGAUUUUCGAAACUGAUGAUUCUCAAUCUUCGUUCAAAUAAGUUUGAUGGCGUUUUACCCGUGGAACUUUGCCAUUUAGCUUCUUUACAAAUCUUAGACCUUGCUUACAACAAUCUCUCCGGAGCAAUACCAAGAUGUAUCGAUAAUUUUAGUGCCAUGGUGACAAUGAACCCUUCAGGAAACAAGAUAGAAUAUGUGUAUCAACCGCAUACAUCCUAUUUAAAUUUAUCUAUACAGAUGUUUCUUGAGGAUGCUUUAGUUGUUGGGAAAGGGAAAAUGGCUGAAUAUAACACCAUUCUUAAUUUGGUGAGAAGUAUAGACCUUUCAAAAAACAAUUUAUCAGGAGAGAUUCCAAAUGGAAGUGACAAAUCUUGA
Messenger RNA from Pistacia vera, 960 nucleotides. RefSeq names its product receptor-like protein EIX1. Gene Ontology annotation, molecular function: protein binding; RNA binding. The coding region runs from base 1 to 960 and encodes 319 amino acids. The record is from RefSeq and is a predicted model, not a curated record. The transcript is spliced from 5 exons. NCBI's taxonomy places the organism in Eukaryota, Viridiplantae, Streptophyta, Magnoliopsida, Sapindales, Anacardiaceae.